Euleptes europaea (tarantolino) is the source of this 525-nucleotide messenger RNA. Its product is annotated as chemokine-like protein TAFA-5. NCBI's taxonomy places the organism in Eukaryota, Metazoa, Chordata, Lepidosauria, Squamata, Sphaerodactylidae. The record is from RefSeq and is a predicted model, not a curated record. Bases 1 to 387 code for a protein of 128 amino acids. The transcript has 4 exons.
AUGCUGGCCGGAUGGAGAGAGCUGUCUACAGGGAUCAGCGCUAUACUUGGCUGCCUCCUUUUCUUCUGGCUCCUGUACUCUUACCCGCCCAAGGAAGGAAAGGAGCUGGAGGUUGGGACGUGUGAAAUCACAGCCUUGGACAGAGAUAUGAGCCAUCCCAAGAGGAUGAUUGCCAGGCAGACGGCACGUUGUGCUUGUAGGAGGGGCCAAGUUGCUGGAACAACAAAAGCAAAACCUGCCUGUGUGGAUGCCCACAUCAUUGUCAACAAACAGUGGUGCGGGAUGGAGCCCUGUGAUGAUGGGGAGCAGUGCUCUUUGCUAAUCAACCGUUCAGGCUGGAGCUGCACUAGGCAACUGGGACGAAUAAAAACAGUCACGGUCUCCUGACAGCAAUUGUGCACUUGCCUGUGAGAGCAACUUCUCUACUCCCUAUGUACUGAAGCUGCAGUUCAGAGGUCAUCUCAUCAUGAGGGAAAAGGAUCAAUCUAAUUCUUCAGUCUGGGCUCAUUCCUAUGAAGUAUGGUC